Molecule: messenger RNA, 633 nt
Organism: Diaporthe citri
Lineage: Eukaryota; Fungi; Ascomycota; Sordariomycetes; Diaporthales; Diaporthaceae
Exons: 1
Coding region: 1-633 (210 amino acids)
Source: RefSeq, a predicted model, not a curated record
AUGAACGGCCUUCUCAGCAUCAGCGAGCGGCUGGCGUCAAACCUCAGCCCUGUAGGCCGCCUCCUCGUGGCAAUCAUCGCCAUCGCCCUCCUUGUGCGGCUCUUGGUCAUGGUCGUCACCAUCUUGAGGGGCAUCACCCACUUCCACAUCACCAUCCUGAAGAUCCUCGUCCUCUGGCCGGCCUGGAUACUCAUCAGCAUCCUCUGCACUCCCUUGAAGCUCCUCAUACUCGUCAUCGUGGUGCUCGUCUGGGCCGUCCGCUCCGUGGCCCGUGGCGUCAUGGCACUUUCCAUCCUACUCGGUCUCUAUGGUGGUCGGCAUUUACGAGUGGAGUCUGGUGGCAGCGGUGGGAAACUUUCGCCAGUGAGACGACAGGAAGCAAACGUGACGUCCGUUCAGGACAUCGGCAUGGCAGAGUUCGGGGGCCACUGGUGGCGAGUUCACGUGCUCCUUCCCAACAGACCCGAUCGCGGCGGAAACAAUAUGGGAUUCAUCAUGGGUAGCAUGGAUGGUGGUGCCGUGGCAUGGCAACCCACCACUUUAGGAUGGAAUGGAUCGGUGGCCCAGGGGAGUGCGGCUCAACGCUCGAUCACCGGUCAGGGAGGACGCACUCGUACACAGGGCUGGCUGUAG